AUGCUGCCCCUCCUUCCUCUUUUGCUGCUGCUCCUCAGCAUCUGCACCACCGCGCUUGCCGACACCGCCGCCGUCGCAGCUGCUGCAAUUUCCUGGCAGUCUCCCACCAACGUCUCGCUGCUGCGCGACAACUCGGCCAACUGCACCUGCUACGCCAUCACCACGCGCGACGGCACAGUCGAUGACGGAUCCGAUGCCGACGUCCAGGCCUACUUCGCCUACCACCGCUUCUACGACUUCCGCGGUCUGGCUGGCACUGCGAAGCAGUUCUCCAACACGCCGGAUCCCGUUGACGAAGACCAAGAUGAGGGCGCUGAGGAUGUCGAGGACCCCAUCGUCAUGAACUCGGAUGCUUGGAACAGCGAGUGGGGUAUUCAGAACUGGGGCAAGAAUGCCACGGAAGAAUUUCCUGUGCGCAUGGUCAAUUCCCCGAGGAACAUCUACAUCAGCCAGACCAGCGUCUCGGAUGCCGGUACCGACGGCUCGACGAACUCACUCCCGACUUAUCUGACGCUUCGUACUGUGCGCCUGCCCGACUUUCAAUCUGCCGCAGAGAUUGAGCACGAGCAAAAGAACCUGAUGCACGCAUCUGUGCGUAUGCGGGCGCGCGUCGUGGGUGCGCCUGGCGCCGUCGCUGGCUUCUUUACCUUCAUCGACGACGACAACGAGAGCGAUGUCGAGAUUCUGACGGAUGACCCAAAGGGCGUGAUCCGCUACACGAACCAACCCUCCGUCAAAGACGGCGACGAAGUCCCCGAGUCUAGCGCGCGCGUCAAUGCGCUCCCGGAUUGGGACGACUGGCAAACCCACCGCAUUGACUGGUUGCCGUACCGCAGCGCCUGGUACAUCAACGGCGAGCUCACGGCCACCAACACGUACAGCAUCCCGCGCCGCCCCUCGUAUCUCGUCCUCAACAUGUGGAGCGACGGCGGCGAAUGGAGCGGCAACAUGUCGGUCGGCGGCGUCGCAGAGUUGCAAGUCCAGUGGGUCGAAAUGCUGUUCAACACGUCCGGACCUGUUGAAGGACCAGGCGAUCAAGACGACAAGCGCAAGAUGAAGCGGACGAAUGCCCACGCCAAGCGCGGCGUGCCGGUGUUGGAGAAGCGCAAGAAGAAGAAGAAGCACUGCGACGUUGUCUGCGCCAUUGACGACGUGGACCGCGUCGGCUAUCCCGAGGUCAGGCACGUCUCGAGCUUGGCUGCGGCGGUGGCGGCGCCCGCGCUCGGCGCGUGGGGCUUGCUGGGCAUGGCGGCGCUCGUGGCGUUGAUGGCUGGGCUGUGA
This is a messenger RNA of Aplosporella prunicola CBS 121167, 1281 nucleotides long. Its product is annotated as glycoside hydrolase family 16 protein. Gene Ontology annotation, biological process: carbohydrate metabolic process. NCBI's taxonomy places the organism in Eukaryota, Fungi, Ascomycota, Dothideomycetes, Botryosphaeriales, Aplosporellaceae. Bases 1 to 1281 code for a protein of 426 amino acids. The transcript is spliced from 3 exons. Gene Ontology annotation, molecular function: hydrolase activity, hydrolyzing O-glycosyl compounds. The record is from RefSeq and is a predicted model, not a curated record.